Molecule: messenger RNA, 582 nt
Organism: Galendromus occidentalis (western predatory mite)
Lineage: Eukaryota; Metazoa; Arthropoda; Arachnida; Mesostigmata; Phytoseiidae
Exons: 3
Coding region: 1-582 (193 amino acids)
Source: RefSeq, a predicted model, not a curated record
AUGCCUUUGACUUUUGUGACCUCGACCCGUGGACAACCGAUGCUGUGCCUCCAGGGCUACGUUUUCCGGAAAGAUAGGCAAACGAACGAACGAACUACAUGGCGGUGCGUCGAGAAAACUUGCAAGGCUCGUAUAGCCACCGAGGAUGAUUCGCACGGAGAACCACCAAUGCAUACCCAUAGUCCCGAUCCCGUGGAUAUCAAAGUGAGAGGCGUCUUGAGUCAGCUGCGAGAAUCCGCAGCUCAGCGUCCGAGCGCGAAACCGACAGCCCUUGUCGCAGAGGUAGUCGGCAAAGUCGAAUCGACCGCAACUCUGGGAAAGUUACCGAAACCUGAUCUACUUAGGCGUCGAGUCACCCACGCUCGAAGGCGAGCGGGUCCAGGCCUCCCGACUAAUCCUUUACGCCGGGAAGAUUUGAUCAUCCCACCUUUCCUGAAGGUGACGACGAAGGAUGUAUCGUUCCUCUAUUACGACUCGGGCGAAGGAAGAAGCGACAGAAUCAUAGUCUUCGCGACGCUUGCGAACCUCUCUUUACUCAAAGAGAGCAACGAAUGGUUCCUCGACGGGACUUUCAAAGAUUGA